AUGUUCGACUUAUCCCAAUGCUGGCUUUGCUGUAUCUCCUUUCCUUUCUUGAUAGUAUGCCCUACUUCCGGAGUCGAUGAGAGGCAUCCAAGUCCUGACGAGCGGCAUCAAGGGGCCAGCAUUAGCAACGCCAAGAUCGAAGGGUUGCGGGAAGACCUCGGUAUGACUGACGACCAGUACAACUGGUGCCUGACCGCCUUCUUCUUCCCGUAUUCCGCCUUUGAGGUCCCCAGCAAUCUCCUCCUAAAACGAUUUCGGCCGAGUCGUUGGCUGCCGUUCAUCAUGGUCUGUUGGGGAGUAGUAGUCACUUUGACGGGAUUGGUGCAAAACUACCCCGGCUUGCUGAUUGCUAGAGUAUUUCUCGGUGUAACAGAGGCUGGACUGUUCCCAGGAGUCACCGUAAGUUGCCUUGAAGCCCGGACCCUUUGA
Messenger RNA from Purpureocillium takamizusanense, 429 nucleotides. RefSeq lists its product as uncharacterized. The transcript has a single exon. Gene Ontology annotation, cellular component: membrane. Bases 1 to 429 code for a protein of 142 amino acids. Gene Ontology annotation, biological process: transmembrane transport. Gene Ontology annotation, molecular function: transmembrane transporter activity. The record is from RefSeq and is a predicted model, not a curated record. Lineage: Eukaryota; Fungi; Ascomycota; Sordariomycetes; Hypocreales; Ophiocordycipitaceae.